Pecten maximus is the source of this 17380-nucleotide messenger RNA. RefSeq names its product lipoxygenase homology domain-containing protein 1-like. NCBI's taxonomy places the organism in Eukaryota, Metazoa, Mollusca, Bivalvia, Pectinida, Pectinidae. Gene Ontology annotation, molecular function: protein binding. The record is from RefSeq and is a predicted model, not a curated record. Gene Ontology annotation, biological process: intracellular signal transduction.
UAAGCACCUGCUUCAUGUGGAUUACUUUCCUGUGUAACGAUAGUAAACAACACGGAAAUGUCAUCCCAGUACGAACCAGGUGGAUGACUGAAACUGUUGCAAAGUAAUGGCGGACACCUACACAAUGGAAUCCAAAGAGAGGGAUGAGACAGACGCAUCCCCGCACAAAGUACAAGAGGAGAGGAAGCAGGGGCGUAUUGCCAAACCAAAAACACGAAAACUCAAACCUUUGUUUGAGUCAGAUUCACAGAGCAUGGAGGAGGGAAAAAAUCGUAAAGAUCACAUCCGGCAGAGUCGCACAUCAUUGACUGCUCCAACACAAGCAAAAAUAUGUUACUUCUACAAAGACGAUGAUUACACAUUUAAGUCUCUGAAAGUAGCAGUCAGUGACCGUAAAUACAAAAGGCUGGAUACUCUUUUUAAUGAAUUAUCAAAACGGAUGCCAGGGUUAAACUAUGGUGUUCGAAGCAUUUUCACUCCGAGAGGAAAAGAAAAAGUUGAAAGUUUUGAUCAGUUGACGAAUGAACAGAAAUAUAUCUGUUCAACUCAGCGACAUACACUAAAAGGUUUGAAUAUAGAAAGAAUAGACAAUCGUGAAAUGUGGCAUUCAACUCGUCCUCCAAGUGGACGUAGGGCAUAUAAUCGCCUGGUGAGGGACUCUCGGUUACGCGAUGGUAAAACACGAAAAACAGGGAAGCGAGACCCACAGAUGGCAUAUGCUUACUAUUCUUCAAUGCCUAAAAAGGUGACCAUUAUGAGGAAUGGGGACCCGACAGACCGCCAUGUUAUGAUAUUUAACAGAAGGACUGCCCAAACAUUUGACCAAGUGCUCAGUGACAUUGGAGGAACAGUUAAAUUUGCAGUCAUGAAACUUUUCACCAUGGAGGGAAAGGAGAUUCGGAGCUUACAACAGUUGAUGACAGGUCCGGACGUACUGGUUGCAGGAGGAAAAGGAUCUUUCCGUCCAAUGGAGGGUUUCUCCACUACACCUCGGCAGUCCAGACUCGCUUUUUCUCGUGGGGGCCUCAGCACUCGAGGGGGGUCUGACAUGAUUGCUAGGAAAAUGCAAGAACGACGAGAGAGAUUAAAGAAAACCCAGGGUAAAUGGAAGGUCUUAGUGGAGACCAACAAACACCCAUCUGCUGGGACACCGGCUCAGGUGACAUUGACUGUAUAUGGACACAGGGGAAAUUCUGGACCACUUGCUCUUGGAAACGGAGAUGGCACACAAUUUAAAAAAGGAAAUGUUGAUACAUUUGAUGUGUCAGUGGGAUCUAUAGGAGAGAUAUACAAGAUUCGUAUCGGACAUGACAACUCCGGAGACAAUCCAGGAUGGUUUUGUGAAGAGGUGAAAAUGAUGGACAUGCACUCAGGAGAGGAGCUAAGAUUUGAGUGUCACCGCUGGAUGGCUCGAGACGAGGAUGAUAUGGAAGUCUGUCGGGAGAUGCCUGCUGUACGCAAGAGAGAGCCCCUAUUACCAGUUAUACGGUAUGAGGUGAGCGUGCACACAGGAAGUCUGUGGAAUGCUGGGACGAAUGCCAAUGUGUACAUGACUGUAUAUGGUGAUAGAGGUGAUACAGGUGUGAGACAGCUCUACUCUGAAGCCAAGACUUCAGUGUUUCAACAGGGUCAGGAGGAUAGGUUUACUGUGGAGGCGGUCAGUCUUGGACGUCUGAAACGGGUCAUUAUUGGCCACGAUGGUACAGGCUCUGGAAAUGGCUGGUUUUUGGAGAAAGUGGUGAUCAGGGAGCCUCAUAGUAAGGCCACAGAUGACUACGUCUUCUACUGUGGAAAAUGGUUAGAUGAAGGAGAGGACGAUGGAAAAAUUGUAAGGGAACUGAAAGUUCAAGAAGAAUACAUGGAUGACAUACUUGAAAAACGAAACUGGGAGUAUGAGAUGUGGAAGUUCCAGAAAGAUGGAAAGAUCAAAUUCUACAGUCUAGCCACUCAAAAAGCUGUCCGGGUGAAGCCUAACCUCACUGUGGACUCACUGGCUGAUGACAGGGAUGAACAUGCCGUCUUUAAUGUGGUGGUGAAGAAGAAGACAAUGGUGCGAGCAUUUAGCAGUGUAACAAAACCCAAGAACUUCCUCGCCAUCGACAACGGCAAGAUCACUAUGCAGGGUAUGGGAGGACCAUAUUGUGAGUUCCGUGUGCGUGUUCAACAUGACAGAUCUGUGAUGUUGGAGUCGAUCAAGAAUCCCCUACAGUUUGUUACAUUUGGUGAAGAUGGUCAGCCAGACGAUGUACGUGGAGUUCUAGACAAGGAACCGACACGAAGAUUCUUUGUCUACUGUAAGGGAAUGUUCCGUCACCGAGGAGUGAUCAUGUUGUGUUCCUCCUUCACUCAAGCCAUCACCAUUAAUCAUGACUACACGAUGCAGGCAACGGGUAAACAAAACAAGAUGGCGCAAUUCAGGGUCCAUAAAAUCUCAACAGGAGGGGUUCGCAUGUUUGAGAGCAUGAUGAGUCCAGGAAAGUUUAUACGCAUGAAGGAUGGCAAAAUUGACUGUUUGGGUGAGCGAGACGAAUUCUCCCAUUUCAUUGUUGAUAAGCACCCAGACCAGGGGUAUGUGUCUUUCCAGUCCAGUGCCCAGCGUGGCCUGUACCUCGGGAUGAAGCCUGAUGGCCGUGUAUGGCCUACUGUAGACACGGGGGUUAACAACAUCUGGCUUUACCCAUCAGUCAUCGAGUUUGGUGUCCCUAAGAUACGCAGUUUGGAACAAGUUGAGGAGGAUGCCAUGAUGCAGGUCAGACAGACAGAGAGUGCAUUGACGGUGGACUACACCCCCACUCCUACACCCCGUCCAGACUUCGCAGUACAUGUAUCAGAAGGAUCCAAACCUGCAGUCAAAGUUGGAGAUUGGAGUAUCCAGAUCAGUACAUUAGACGCUCUAAAGAAUGGUGAGGUGGCUGUGGUGGUGUAUGGAGACCGUGGCACCUCGGGAGCUAUCCAUCUAGGGGCUCCAGGCAAGGACAUCUUCCAGACCGGCAACAAGGAUGAAUUCAGGGCGAAUCUACAGAAAGUUGGUACUAUAAAAAAGAUCAGACUUGAGCUGACCCCCAAGGGAUCUAAUGCCUCAUGGAAGGUAGAUGAUGUGGUGUUGGAGAACCUCAACUCUGAGGAGGUGCUGAAGUUCCACUUUAACAAAUGGUUGUCCACCACUCACGAGGACCAACAGAACAUGCGAGAAAUGCCAGUUAUGGAACAAGGCACAGAGUCCCUCAAAUUACUGAAGUACAAGGUGAUGGUCCAGACAGGAAAUGAGCUUGGGUCGGAGACUGAGGCCAAUGUCUAUUUCAACCUAUUUGGUGAUGACGGGGAUACAGGAAAACGGCUCCUACUCAACUCCAGCAAUAAACAGAAGUUUCGUCGUGGCCAGGUUGAUGUGUUCGAGUUGGAGGCAGUGUCUGUUGGUCGUCCACAGCGGUGUAUUGUGGGCCACGAGGAGACUGCCGAUGGCCAGGGAUGGUAUCUGGAACAGGUAGUGGUACAGGAAGGAGACAACGCGCAGGAAAAGUACAUCUUUGAAUGUGACAGGUGGCUGGAUACUGGUCAGGAAGAUCGCCGAAUAGAGAGGACGCUUACACUCAAGGAGGUGAAACCUGUAGUUCGAUUAGAAAGUGUAGCAGAGACAGCAGAGGAUUCAGAACAGGAAGAACAGAAAGAAGAAAUCCACCCUGAAACUUUCAGAGAUGGAGACUGGCGUUUGUACAUCACGACUGGAUCUGAUGGAGUCAUGGGUACAACCAACAGUGUAUCACUAUAUGCUUACGGAACUAAUGGUGUGAUGGGACCUAUUUCUCUCGGUCAGGAUGAUGAGGAGCCUCACUUUGGUGCUGGGGCCACUGACGAGUUUAAGGUGUUUAUUGGCCCUGAGCUGGGAGACCUGUACAAGCUGAGGAUCGGCCAUGAUGACAAGGAUAGUGCAUCUGGAUGGUUCCUUCAAACAAUGAAGUUGAAAAACAUUAUGACGAAUGAGGAACAUGUGUCUAAGUUACACCGAUGGAUGUCAAGGUCACGAGAUGAUCGUGAUGUGUGGCGGGAAAUCCCCGUGUCGACCAAUGGCAAGCCGUUGUUGCCAGUAAUUACAUACACAAUCCAAGUACACACUGGUUCCGAGCUCAACUCCGGGACCACAGCUGAUGUGUUUGUAUGCAUGCAUGGUCAGCGGGGCGAUACUGGUCAUCGUAAACUUGUCAAGUCGGAGACCACAAACUCAUCGGUGUUUCAACAAGGCACUAUGGAUGUAUUCCACAUUGAGGCUGUGUCGCUCGGCGAGCUGAAGAAGAUCACAAUAGGUCACAAUAAUAGAGGUGCCGACCCUAGCUGGUUCCUCGACAAGGUUGUUGUCAAAGAGGGCGAGGAAACCGACGCAGAUGAGAUUUUCUUCCCCUGUAACAGAUGGUUGGACGAGAAGCAGGAUGACGGUAAAUGUGAAGUGGACCUGAUUCCAAAGAAACAAGGCAAGAAGUCAGAGGGAGAAUACAAAGUGUGGAUAAAAACUGGGGAGGAAUCCAAACCGUCCAAUGGUGGAACUGUAUCGAUGGUUGUGUAUGGAGAAAAUGGCAAGACAGAUCAGAUCAAACUGUAUGCCACCAACCCUACAGCUAAACUGUUUGAGCCAGGCAAUAUUGAUGAGUUUGAGAUAGCAGUUGGAGAUUUAGGGGACCUUUACAAGAUCACUACAGUCAGGGAAGACACGCCAAAGUGGGAAGGAUGGUAUCUACGUGAGGUAAAGCUACAGGAUACGGUUACUAGGGAGGAAUUUGUAUUUGGCUGUAACCGGUGGCUGGCUCGGGACAAGGAGGACUUUGAUCUGGUUCGAGAGUUUCCAGUUGUCAAAGCAAAUAAACCACCACCAUCUGUGUUCCACUAUGAAGUUACGGUUUACAUUGGUGAGAACUGGGCCGCUGGUACAGACUCCAGUGUAUACAUUAAUAUAUUUGGAAAGAAAGGCGACACCGGGAAACGAUCGUUGUACCAUUCCAAGUCUAACAGCCAACCAUUACAGCGAGGUCAGGUGGAUACAUUCCUGUUCGAGGCUGUUUCCCUGGACAACCUGACUCACAUAGAAAUAGGUCACGACACCAAAGGUCAUGGAGCAGGUGUAUUUAUAGAGCAGGUGACGGUGUCAGAGACUGACGGCCCUUCCCCGACUAGUCUUUAUGUGUUUCCAUGUAGACGCUGGCUGGACCAAAGGGAAGGUGAUGGGAAAACAUGGAGGGCUCUACCCCUUCUCAAUAUCAAGGACAUCAACACACCAGUCAAACAGAAAAAUCUGGCCAAGAAAUCUAGUAAAGGGAAGUACAAUAUUGUUUUAAAGACCAGUGAUGGGCCGGGAUCUGGUACCCACGCCCAGGUCUUCCUCACGGCAGAAGGGAACAAGGGCAAGUCUGACCGACAACCACUUGGGGAUGUUACCACUAAUGAUGUACUAUUUGAUGAGGGUGUCACAUCCGAGUUCAACAUGGACUUUGGUGAGAUUGGUGACUUAACAAAGCUCUCAUUGGACCAUGACAACAAGAACCCCAAUCCUAACUGGCAUGUUGACUGGAUUAAACUGUCUGACAUUGACACAGAGGAGGAAUUAGAGAUAUAUGUGGAUCGCUGGUUUGCUCGAGACGAGGAUGACGGUCAAAUAUCGAGGGAGUUUCCUGUCAUCAGAAAGGGAAAGAUGCCUCUACCAGAGAGACAAUAUGUCAUUGAGAUACAGACAGGUAAUUACCCAGAAGUCUCUGUGGCCCAAGGGAAUGCCUUCAUCACUCUGACAGGAAGUGAUGGGGACACUGGGAAACGGCCCCUGGACACGCCCUUCUUCAACAGUUCUCAGCUGUGGAGGCCGGGCCAGGUGGAUGUGUUCAUUAUAGAGGCCGUGUCUGUGGGUAGACUACAGACACUACAGCUUCAGUUUGAAGGCAAAGGCAAAGACAAAGUUUGGUAUGUGGAGCGUGUCAGUGUGUUUGAGGGUCUUAGUGCAGUAUCUCAGAUUGUGUUCAACUGUCAGCGAUGGAUUGAUGUCAACGCUGUCAUCCCCGACAAGUUUAAAGUUUCAGAAAGACUGUCGAACAUCUGUCCGAACGAGAUUACACAAAAGUGGUUCAAGGAUGUCCAGCCUUUGAGGUCGAGUGGACAGUGGUCAUUAUGGGUGUUCUGCGGUCAACAAAAUUCGGGAGCUACAACAGAAGAAGUGUAUUGUGUAGUGUAUGGACUUGAUGGUCAGUCAGACCCGAUUCAUCUGAAUGCUGACCACCAGUUUACGCGUGGUGCUGUGGUCAAGUUGGAGGUAAAAUUAGGGGAUAUUGGUGCAAUAUACAAAAUCAGGGUGUACUUUGGAGGUGACUACACUGGUGCUGCCUGGUUCCUCAGUCGAAUAAAGAUGAGGGACCAGGACACAGGGGAGGAGUUCAGUUUUGUGUACAAUGGGGAGCUAGAAGGUACGGAGGAGAAUCCGGACGGCAUUGAGGAACUGGCAGCAAUUAGACCAGACCAAGAACCUCUACAGGAUGAUGAAUAUACGCUGUAUGUUGCUACGGGAAAUGAAGAACAGUCGGGUACUGAAGCAGAUGUGUUCUGUGAGCUGAUUGGUCAGUGGGGAAACACAGGGAAAAGGAUGCUGAGGAAGUCGAAAUCUGCUGUUCCAUUUAAACAAGGCCAAGUAGACGAGUUCACCAUAUCUGGCCUUGACCUUGGUGAAAUAAAGAAGGUGAGGAUUGGUCACACUGAGAGAGGGCGUGGCAAGGGCUGGCAGUGUGCUCGAGUACUGGUCAAAUCUUCUCUUAAUCAGGAACUACGAAUCUUCCCCUGUAACAGGUGGAUGGACACGGGCUGUGAAGACCGCCGACUGGAUCGAGAACUCCUGCCCCUGGGAUUUAUGCCCCUCACUCAGUCUCCUGAUGGGAAGUCCGAAGGCCAAUGGACAGUUCAGGUGUGGUCAGGUGAUCGUACUCUACUGCCCAAGUCAGCUGAGGAACUGUCCAGUAAGUCUCGGUCAGUAUCACUGACUGUCUAUGGCAAAGAUGGUGUGGAGGGUCCUGUAGAACUCAUCAACGAGGAACAGGAGAGAUUCCUACCUGGAAUGGUCAACAAGUUCCCAGCAAUAGACCUCAGUAAGGUUGGUGACCUCCAUAAGAUCCGUGUCAGCUCCGGUCUGGAAGAUGACCCAAAUCCUGUGUGGACUAUCUCAAAGAUCGUCCUAACAGACACAGUGACUGAGGAGGAACUUCAGUUCGACUUCUCCGGCUGGGUCGGAGAACAGGAUGGGGACAUCCGAAAGGAACUGCCAGUCAUCAAGAUGGGCAAAGGCUACAAACAAGUUGUCCCGUACUAUGUUGAGGUGUAUACUAGUGAAGAGGAGAUGAACGCUGGUACAAAAGCCAGUGUUUUCCUUACACUCUAUGGACAGCAGUUUGACUCUGGCCGCCGACACCUCACCAAGAGUCAAACCAAUAAAACUAAGUUCCAGACAGGACAGGUAGACAUAUUCAAUCUGGAGGCAGUUGACCUUGGAGAACUGGCCAAGGUUGUUGUUGAAAAGGGACCCGGUGACCCCUGGCUCCUGGAGAAGGUCAUUGUGAAGUCUGGGGAAUUUAAGAAUAUAGAAUAUAUAUUUGAUUAUAACAAAUGGGUUGGAACCAAGGAGGAAAAGGACAAAGAAGUUGAGGUCGAUAUACGGAUCACUAAAGUGGAGCCAAGCUCUGUGGUGCUGCCCUACGGGGUCGACUAUAACCCCAUAGACUCAAAGGGAUCUUGGAUGGUGGAAACAGAGACUGGUGGACAGAAGGGUGGAGACUCCGCCUCCGAUAUAGUCAUGAUUAUGAGUGGAGACAAAGGGGAGUCUCAGCCCAUGUUACUCAAUUCAGCAAGAGAAAAUGCCUUCCAAAUAGGCAUGACAGACACCUGUAAGCUGAAAUUGUUGGAUGACAUUGGAGAACUGUACAAAGUGAGGCUAGGAUUCAAAGACAACUCACAACCAAAAGGCUGGUAUCUACGCAAGAUAAAAUGUGAGGAUGAAGACACCGGUGACAUUUUUACUUAUGAAUUCAAUGAUUGGGUGACAGUGGAUGAUAAACUGGACGGAUGGAGGGAGCUCCCAGUCGUAUGGCCUGCUAUACUGGUACCACAAGUGAUGCGGUACCAAGUGUACGUACACCUAGGUCAGGCCCACAAACCAGUGGACGAUGUGUACGUCUACCUGUACGGGGACAAGGGUGGCACAGGCAAACGUAGUCUGAAACACUCACUGAACAACGACGACAAGUUCCAACAUAACCAGGUUGACCAGUUUGAGGUCGAGGCCGUAUCCCUAGGAGAUCUACAGAAGGUCACAAUAGGUCAUGGUACCCUGUUGGAAGGAUCUGGCUGGUUUCUGAAGAAAGUGGUUGUCAUGGAAUCUGAUGAGACCAUUGAGGAAAGUGUCUUUACUUGUAACCGCUGGCUGGACGCAGGCGAGGAGGAUGGUAAGGUUGAGAGAACUCUGUACAUAUCAGAAGGCUCUGUCCGCAGUCCUUCUCCUGUAGCAGUUGUUGCCCCUAUUAUUCAGGAGAAGGUUGAAAGUCCAAAACCUGAACCAGAGAAGGGAGAUAACUCUAGUCCAAAGCCAGAAACACCAAAACCAGAAACGCCAAAACCAGAAACACCAAAACCAGAAACGCCAAAACCAGAAACGCCAAAACCAGAAACACCAAAACCAGAAACACCAAAACAAGACACGCCGAAACCAGAAACGCCAAAACCAGAAACACCACAACAAACAGAACAGGAGGUCACAAAGUCUCCUACCCCUCCUCCUCCUAAAGGCAACCCUUGGUCAGUCUCCACACUGACAGGCUCGGAGAGUGGACAAGGGACAGUAGCUGCAGUAGCCCUGGUAAUUUAUGGAGAUAAGGGUCAGAGUGAACCAGUAGUGAUAGGAGAGGUUCCUGACUUCCGAUUCUUUGAGGGGAAGACAGACGUACAUGAGGUGAGAGUGGAGGCGGAGGUAGGGGUUGUCUACAAGGUGAGAGUAGGAUUCCAUGGCCCGGAACAUGAGCUGUCCUGGUACGAGGACAGAGCUACAGCACCCUCCUGGUUUGUGGAGCAGAUUAAACUGACCAACUCGACCAGUAAUGAGGUGUACACAUUUGAUUCCAAUGCCUGGGUGAAGUUGGAUGGGAAAGACGACUUCUGGAGAGAGUUUCCAGUCAAGCAGGAGAAGGAUGAGCUCCCAGUGAAGCAGUAUUAUGUAGAAGUGUACACAGGGGACAGGUUAAAGGCCAGUACCACUGCUAACGUGUUCCUACAGUUGUUUGGAGAACGAGGCGACACGGGCAGACGAAUGCUCCUCACAUCCAGAAACAACGCCAAGAAGUUUGAGCAGGGGGCUAUGGACGUAUUUGAGAUUGAAGCAGUUGACCUUGAUAACCUUACAAAGGUCAAGGUCGGUCAUGGUUUCUCUGAUUCUGGAUCAGGCUGGUAUCUAGACAAAGUGGUUGUGAGGGAAUUCGAGUCAGCCAAGGAGAGUUUUGUGUUCCAGUGUGACAAGUGGCUUGACACCGGAGAAGAUGAUCAGAAGAUCGUGAGGGAACUAAUCCUGUCAGAAGUUGCUAUUGAGGAGGAAAAGCCUCCACCCCCUAAAGGUGAUCCCUGGAAGGUUUGUACUGUGACGGGUGACGAGGCUGGACAUGGUACAGGGUCGGCAGCUGUUGUCGUCAUCUACGGCAGCAAGGGUCAAUCUGAUCCUAAGGUCAUUGGGGAGAGCGAGGAAUUCCGAUUUGAAACCGGAAAAACAGAUGAAUUCAUGGUACAUGUAGAGGAAGACAUUGGGGACGUGUACAAGGUCAGAGUUGGUUUCCAUAGCUACGAACACGAUCUGAUGUGGUAUGAGAGUCCAGAUAGUGCUCCUUCCUGGUUCCUCAAACAGAUGACCUUGACAAAUAUGAAGUCUGAUGUAACCUUGACCUUCCCUGCUGACCAGUGGGUAAAGCUAGAUGGCUACAAUGACUUUUGGAAGGAAUUUGCUGUCAAGGCAAACACAGCAGAGGAACAGCUUCCAGUGAAGACCUACUGUCUAGAAGUCCACACAGGCGACAAGUUCCAGGCAGGUACAGACGCCAAUGUGUUCAUAGAGCUGUUUGGUGAGAGAGGCAACACAGGACGCCGCCGUCUCCUCGCAGCCAGGAAUAAUGCCAACAAGUUUGAGCAGGGAGCGAGGGAUCUGUUUGAAGUAGAGGCUGUUGACCUUGGGAGUUUGUCCAAGGUUGUGGUGGGCCAUGACGGUGAGAAUCCUGGGUCAGGAUGGUUCCUUGACAGGGUGACUAUCUCCGUGUCAGAUAAACCCACCCACAAGUUCAUCUUUAAGUGUGACAAGUGGUUGGACGUAGGGGAGGAUGAUACUGUGAUCGUGAGGGAACUGCCCCUCACCAGUGAGGAAGAGGUCCAAGAGGAGGCACCCAAAUCACCACCCAAAGAGGGUGAUUUCCGUGUCUACAUCAUUACGGGGAGGGAGCCCAAGGCAGCAACCACUGCACAGGUGACCUUGACAGUGUACGGAGAUGCUGGGAACUCCGGACCUCUCCAGCUCGGAAAAGCUGAUAGUGGCCAGUUCAAAGGGGGACAGACAGAUGAAUUUGAUAUCUCUCUGGACCCAGAGGACCUCGGAGAACUCCGUAAGAUACGUGUAGAGCACGACAAUUCUGGUCCAGAUCCUGGCUGGUGGCUGGACAAGGUGAUCCUACAUGACCUAAUGAAGGAUGAGAAGCUACAGUUUGACGUCGACAGGUGGCUGUCCUACGAUGAUAAAGGCGGCGAUAUCGUUGUGGAGAUCCCGGUUAAACAUCCCAAACAUGAUGCCUGGCCAGCUCCAGUGAACAAAUAUGUUGUACGGACGAUAACUGGGGACGAGGCUGGUGCAGGGACAGAUGCUAAUGUCUAUGUUAACCUAUUCGGCACGCUGGGAGACUCAGGCAAACGCUACCUCAAGAACAACAGGGAAGGUCGAGAUGCCUUCCAGACAGGAAAAGUGGAUAGCUUUAUAGUGGAGGCUGUAGAACUCGGCCGACUGGAGACCAUCAUCAUCGGACAUGACUCGCAGGGGUCUGAUCCUGCCUGGCUAUUAGAGAAGGUCGCAGUACAGGAGUCAGAUGAUGCAGAGAAAGGUUACAUGUUUCCUUGUGGCAGUUGGCUGAAAGAUGAGAAUAAUACGGGAUCCGUGGAAUUGGAGCUGUAUAUGGAUCGUAUGGAAAAGGUGGAAACGGUCAGCUCCGACCUUAAUGUCAAUGGAAAUCAAGGACAGGAACAGCAGGAACAGCAGGAAGACACAUUUGCAGAUGAAGGAGAGACGGAAGGAGAUAAAGGAAAGAUGGAGGGAGAUCAAGGAGAGACACAAGGUCAGGGAGAGACAGAAGGAGACAAAGGAGAGACAGGAGAUGAAAAGACCGAAGGCCAAGGUGAGACAGAAGGUGGGGGAGAGAAAGAAGGACAGAAUGAACAAACAGUGAAUGGAGGAAAUGAAGAGGAAGGAACAAAUGAAAGGAAAGAUGACGAAGAAAGACAGGAAGAUGAUGGAAAAAUAGAGGACAAAGAUAAAGAUGAAGAUGAAAAUCAGGAGGAACGAAAAGAAACUGAUUAAAAUAAGGACAAAUCAAAACCAGGAAAUGCUCCAAAGCAAGACGAACAGUAUACCAAUAAUGAGAUAUGCUGGUCUACUUUGUAGAAUGAUUUGACUUACCAGUGACUUUUGGACCAUAAACCUACAAUGUAUAUAUAUCACAUUUAGAUAGUGUCUACCACAGAGAGAAAUGUAGAAAUGUUUGUGUCUGUUGGUCGGAGAGCUUUAAGUCAGAUUUUACCAGUGAAGUUAGUUACCUGUUGUGGUGGAGGGUAUAGGACAGUAACAAUACUGUUUACUGUUAUUAAUCAGGGUACAAAAUUGUUUAUGUACAUUAAUAUGUUUGGUAAAGGGCCUAUAUCAAUAUAUAUAUAAAGCUGCCAAAAUAUUCAUCACAACCGUCCCAUGCAAUAUCCAUCUGUCUCGUAGAAAGGCUUGUCUCAUUGUGUUCCAUUGACCAUCUUACAAACAUCUCAUACAAUGAUACUGUCUCACAAUAAUUCUCACACAACUCUCUCACACAACAACCCUCAUACAACAACCCUCAUACAACUCUCACACAACAACCCUUACAACCAUAUCGCACAAGUCUCUCACAGAACAAUCAUCUUGCACAACAACCCUCUCACACAACAACUAUUUCAUACAACAAUCCUCUCACCUAACAUCCCUGACUGUAAUAGUCAACACUACAUUCAUACCAAUCACCAUUCCCCUAGAAUAUAUACCAUGAUCAUCUGUCACAAAUUACCAUUCCCCUAGAAUAUAUACCGUGAUCACCUGUCACAAAUUACCAUUCCUCUAGAAUAUAUACCGUGAUCACCUGUCACAAAUUACCAUUCCCCUAGAAUAUAUACCGCGAUCACCUGUCACAAAUUACCAUUCCUCUAGAAUAUAUACCGUGAUCACUUGUCACAAAUUACCAUUCCUCUAGAAUAUAUACCAUGAUCAUCUGUCACAAAUUACCAUUCCCCUAGAAUAUAUACCGUGAUCACCUGUCACAAAUUACCAUUCCUCUAGAAUAUAUACCAUGAUCACCUGUCACAAAUUACCAUUCCCCUAGAAUAUAUACCGUGAUCACUUGUCACAAAUUACCAUUCCUCUAGAAUAUAUACCAUGAUCACCUGUCACAAAUUACCAUUCCCCUAGAAUAUAUACCGUGAUCACCUGUCACAAAUUACCAUUCCUCUAGAAGAUAUACCGUGAUGAUCACCUGUCGCUGUCAUUAAAAGCAAAGUACUGUUAUGUAAAUAAUAACUAUUCUACAAGUGCUCAACAGUAUAACGUUCUUAUCUAAGUAAUAUGUUUGUAAGUACAUGAUUUAAUUAUAUAACAAAACUAGGGGUGCAGCUACAUCCAAGUGUUUCUGUUAUUGCCCCAGUUCCCAUACAUUGUACAUAAUGUCAAACAAUAGAUUCUGCCUUUAUGCCAGAUAAUUUGUGAAUGUCAUUGUAUAUUGAUAUUGGAUGAAGGAAUGAAUAACAUGAAAUGAUAAUAAAAUGUCUGUUAAAAUAUGUAUCCCUGCUGUGAAGUGCUUACGAAAGUUUGAUCAUAGCAAUUUUAUUUAAAUAAUUAAUGUUUAUUUUUUUCUGUAUGUUUCUAUAAAAACUUUGCUAGUAUUUAAAUUAUUGUGUGUCACUGUUUUUUGCUAAAUAUAGAGAAUCAUUCAUUAAAAAAGAUAUUCUCUAUUUCUGACCUAAAAAUAGUAGAGUGUAAUUUUAAAAGUACAUAUAAUGAAUUUCUCUACAAUGAUGAACUCAUUCAGUAUUUACUGUGAGCCAGCAUCUUUAUAAUUAUGAUUUAAUUUCUGAAGAGAAUUCCAUUUGAACUUUAAUUUAAAUUGUUUAUCGUUGAUAUCACAUAAGCAUCACCCUGUUCAAUGUUUGUACUGUGUGUGAAGGUCAUGUGACUAUACCCGAUACCGUCCAAUCUGUGUGAUGCAUCAAGGUCAUGUGACUAUACCCGAUACCGUCCAAUCUGUGUGAUGCAUCAAGGUCAUGUGACUAUACCCAAUACCGUCCAAUCUGCGUGAUGCAUCAAGGUCAUGUGACUAUACCCGAUACCGUCCAAUCUGUGUGAUGCAUCAAGGUCAUGUGACUAUACCCGAUACCGUCCAAUCUGUGUGAUGCAUCAAGGUCAUGUGAUCAUGCCAAGUUACUGUCACAUGACAUAAAGUAUACACACAUCUGUUAUGUGUUUCUGUUUUGGUUCAUAAACAAGAUGUCUUCCAGCUCAUUACUAAAUAAGGAUUAUCUGACUCAAGCUAAUCCGAUCAUUUCUUUGUUGGAAUUAAAAAAAAAAUUUUUUUUUAAUAUAGUAUGUAAUUUAUAAACAUUUAAUGUAUAUAUUUUUAACAAAGAGGUUUGUCAUUUUCAACUCAUUAACGUAUAAACAAUUAUGUAUUGUAUAUACCUAGAUAUUUUUUUUUGUUAGCGUCAAUAAGAUUUUAUAUCUGGAUGUGUGCACAAGAAUUUGUUGUGUAUGUUCAUAUUUUACCCAGACUGCUAAUGCUUUACUUCAGUCUGACCAAAUGCAUGCUGGGAACUAUACCUUGGCAGGAUAAAUAUUGUUUCCUUGUUUUCUCAAUGAAUGUUGCAGAGACUGUGAUGGGUUAAGGCUGUAUGUGUCAUAAUAAUGUACAUUUUUAUAUUGUAAAAGCAUUGAUCUGUUUAUAAAGUAUGCAGUGAUGAGAAUACCAAAGUGCCUAUUAUUUACAUACUUUACUACUUAGUAUAUAGUGAAUGUUUAAUUAAUAUUCAACAUGCUAGAAUCAACUCCAGUACCCCAAUUUAGAACAGAAUUAGAAAAAAGUUAGUGAAUGGUGUCAAGUCUCUUAAAGUUUUUUUUUUAUAUAAAAGAACUUUUUAUGAGCAUUAAUUUACUUGUGAAAACUGUUGCUGAUGCAAUAGAGUAUGAUUAGAUUGUCUAAUAUAUAAUGUAGAGUAAAAAGUGAUUUACUUGAUAAUCUACCUCAAUUAAAUGUCUAUACUGGUCAAGUAAAAUAUUUGACAAAAUUUGACGGUAAAUGGAAACAGCUUCAGGAAAAAAAGACACCAGUCAUUGGAUAAGUAAGAACUAGUCAUGUUUUCAGGAAAAACCUUGUUACUGUUUAUGAUAUACAUGGAUAUAGUAGACUGUAAACUUAGAAGUUAGAUCAUUACCUGUCACUGUCACAAAAAGGUAUAUGGAUGUUGUUAUUGCCAGUUGAUUUCUCUCUCUAUCUUUUAACGGGUUUUACGUCCGCUAUUAAGGCCUUGCGACCUUUCAGCUGACGAGUUGAUUUUUUUUCUUCCUUUUUUUUUUCUCUGUAUGCGUUUUCUAUAUAUAGUGGUGUUCUCUGGAAUUUCCAAUUAUCUAAGCAUUAUAAAUAGCCUCAGUGCCUUAAUAUAUAUAUAUUGUAUACAAAACUGCAUUUGGAAUUAUUUACCAAUUGUUCCAAUGCACAAUAAAAAUUAUUUUGCAGUUAUAUAAUCAUGUGUAAAAUUGUACAAUCCCCUGUUAUAGUGCUAUUACUUUCAGUAAUGUCGAGGGUCCUGUGUUAAUAUCACUUUCAGUAAUGUCGAGGGUCCUGUGUUGAUAUCACUUUCAGUAAUGUCGAGGGUCCUGUGUAAUAUUACUUUCAGUAAUGUCGAGGGUCCUGUGUUAAUAUUACUUUCAGUAAUGUCGAGGGUCCUGUGGUAAUAUCACUUUCAGUAAUGUCGAGGGUCCUGUGUUGAUAUUACUUUCAGUAAUGUUGAGGGUCCUGUGUUGAUAUCACUUUCAGUAAUGUUGAGGGUCCUGUGUUGAUAUCACUUUCAGUAAUGUUGAGGGUCCUGUGUUGAUAUUACUUUCAGUAAUGUCGAGGGUCCUGUGUUGAUAUUACUUUCAGUAAUGUCGAGGGUCCUGUGUUAAUAUUACUUUCAGUAAUGUCGAGGGUCCUGUGUUAAUAUUACUUUCAGUAAUGUCGAGGGUCCUGUGUUAAUAUCACUUUCAGUAAUGUCGAGGGUCCUGUGUUAAUAUUACUUUCAGUAAUGUCGAGGGUCCUGUGUUGAUAUCACUUUCAGUAAUGUCGAGGGUCCUGUGUUGAUAUCACUUUCAGUAAUGUCGAGGGUCCUGUGUUGAUAUCACUUUCAGUAAUGUCGAGGGUCCUGUGUUAAUAUCACUUUCAGUAAUGUCGAGGGUCCUGUGUUGAUAUUACUUUCAGUAAUGUCGAGGGUCCUGUGUUGAUAUUACUUUCAGUAAUGUCGAGGGUCCUGUGUUGAUAUCACUUUCAGUAAUGUCGAGGGUCCUGUGUUAAUAUCACUUUCAGUAAUGUCGAGGGUCCUGUGUUGAUAUUACUUUCAGUAAUGUCGAGGGUCCUGUGUUAAUAUUACUUUCAGUAAUGUCGAGGGUCCUGUGUUGAUAUUACUUUCAGUAAUGUCGAGGGUCCUGUGGUAGUAUUACUUUCAGUAAUGUCGAGGGUCCUGUGUUAAUAUUACUUUCAGUAAUGUCGAGGGUCCUGUGUUAAUAUUACUUUCAGUGAUGUCGAGGGUCCUGUGUUAAUAUUACUUUCAGUAAUGUCGAGGGUCCUGUGUAAUAUUACUUUCAGUAAUGCCCAGGGUCCUGUGUUAAUAUUACUUUCAGUAAUGUCGAGGGUCCUGUGUUGAUAUCACUUUCAGUAAUGCCCAGGGUCCUGUGUUAAUAUUUAGUUCAAAAACCUGUGAGAUACAUGGAUAUAUUAUAUGUUUGGCAAUAUAUAUAAACUAUGUUAGGGUAGAGGAACAUAGGCUAAGGUAUGUUCAUGAUGGAUUAAUUGCUUCAAUUAUGUAUAUAUAUAUAUAUAUAUAUGUAUAAUGGAUAUUAGGUUAGCUGUAUAUUAUAUAUGUCGAAAUGAUCAUCAUAAUCAUCAUAUUUAUUGAAAUAUAUAUAUUUUUAUCCGUCACAUUAUAAUCUAUUUUAGAAUUCACUGGUUAAAUAUACACCAAACAUUUUCAUAACAGAAAUUAAUUGCCCAUUAUAUUCCUAUUUAUUGAUAGAAUCUCUGGAAUUCAUUGUAUUCUGUAAUAUGCCAAUGAUUUGAGUAAUUCUUUUUUAAUUUUUUUUUUCUUUGAUUUAUUUAGAUGUGCCAAGAAAUUGUUUCUGAUGUAUUCAUUUUAAGAUUGUUCCCAUAAUUACCUGUAUACCUUAUUUACUGUAUCUACGUUUUACUUAUUCUAUACCAGAACAAACUCUGCUUAUUUUGAGACUUCAGUCUUUUGGUUGUAGGUUUGAAGUAGGAAAUCUGUGUUGAAAAUGUUAAUUAACAGUGCAUAUUAAGCACAGAUUACCACAACUGAAUUUUCAGCUGAAGUCGAGUAACAUUACUUGAGUAGGUUUUAUCAGUUCUUGCCUUUUAUCUUAUAUUUUUCUCAUUGUGUACUACAAUGAUUGAACUGAAUCUCAAUAUAUCUGUGAUAAUAUAUAUAUAUGACUUUAUCUAUAUUUAAUACCUUGUAAGUGUAAAUCUGAUUUCAAGAUAAAGCACGGUUUAGAUUUAAUUUAUAAGAAUGAAUCUCAGAAAUUGUACAUAAACGUUUAUUUUAAUGAUCAAAUACCUAUUUUUAUUUUUUUAAAUCAAAAACAAGUUCACAGAUGGUUGUGAAAUCUAUUUUUCCUGCUGUAAUUGCGAUAUUAUCUGUAGGUGAAGAUCUGUAUGGAAAAUUUGUAGUCCCCAAGAUUUUUACUGUGCCAUGUGGACGGUUUAUUAUAUUAUGGUUUGUUCUGUGUACUAAAGAAUUCAUUUUAAUAUUUGUUGACUACAAUAUAAAGAAUAUAUUCAUUUAUUAACAAACCAAA